AUGAAAUUGUACGUGACAAUUUUUUUGGCGGCCAUCGUCUACGUUUCUGGAGACAAACUCCAAAACACCUACCUCCCUCCGUUGAACGCUAGAGGAGCAGGAGGAAACGGCCAGUUCCUGCAAGCUCCACUCCAUUCUUCUUACUCCAAUCAAGCGGUGUUUAAAUCUUAUUCCACACCAUUUGGACCUGCUUUCCCUAAUCCUCCUGCAGCCCCAGCUAGUCUCUACAACACUCCCGUUGCCUCUUCCAGAAUCCAUUCCGGACCAAUCGUACCGAUCCUCAGGUUGGAUAACCAGAAUAACGGAGACGGAAGCUACAGAUAUCAGUAUGAAACCGGAAAUCACAUUUCCGCCCAAGAAUCCGGUCAUCAAACCGGCCACGAGUCGCAGGAAGUCCACGGCGAUUUCUCCUAUCAAUCACCGGAGGGACAAUCGAUUUCCUUAUCUUACGUGGCAGACGAAAACGGUUUCCAACCGUCCGGGGCUCAUCUUCCAACUCCACCUCCAGUUCCCCAGGAAAUCCUGAUCUCGCUCCAACAAAAUGCGGCCGAAGAAGCUCGCGGCGUACAUGAUGACGGAUCGUAUCGCCAUGAUGAAUCCGGGGAUUAUUCUGCGAGGGUUUCCAGUCAUUACUUGGCUCCCGUUGCCAAAAAUGGACUAAGCAACCAAUAUUUGGCUCCCGCUGUUUCCAAAUUGAGUAACCAGUACUUAACACCAAAAGUCAACAGCCAAUAUUUACCACCACUUAAUUCUGGAUACAGAUAUUAAAUGUUUUGUAUGACAAUUGCAAAUAAAUUUUUAAAUAAUUUCAA
Molecule: messenger RNA, 812 nt
Organism: Aethina tumida (small hive beetle)
Lineage: Eukaryota; Metazoa; Arthropoda; Insecta; Coleoptera; Nitidulidae
Product: pupal cuticle protein 20-like
Exons: 3
Coding region: 1-768 (255 amino acids)
Cellular component (GO): chitin-based extracellular matrix
Molecular function (GO): structural constituent of chitin-based larval cuticle
Source: RefSeq, a predicted model, not a curated record